AGAGAGAGAACGAGAGCGCUCAGACAGCGAGCUGCGGAGAAAAAUAACGGACCAGCCACCGCACUGGAUAUCUCUCCUCCUUACCGACGCGCGGGGGGGGAACCAAACCGAGGAAUACUGGUGUUUUAUUCAAACGAAGAAACGGGUCCUAAACCUCGCUGAACAGACAAGAUUCCUGGCAGAGUGUGUGAGCGCUACAGGGGACUAGGGGAUCAGUCGGUGUUGUUUGUGAGAAGUCCUUUCCUAACUGCAGACAUGGAGACCCAUUUCCUGAUGAGAGUGUUGUGAGUCCGGCGCAGCCCUGUCGCGCCCACAGCGUCCCCUCUCGGCCCGGGUGGCCCACCACGGCCCCCCGGCCUCCUCCAUGAAGGGGUAUCAUGUCAGCCGCAGCCUGUCCCAGCACUCUUCUGGCGGGGGGCAAUGUGACCCGGGCCCUGGCUCCGUCCGAGAGUACCACCGCCACCCCUCUGAACACUACGACCGGGCGGGGCACCCCUUCUACCCCCCCGGUGGUCCCCCAGAACCCCUAGCUCUGGAGCAUCGUUCCCACACCCACUCUGGAGGAGGGACGUUCCCCCGCUCCCACCCCAACCAGCAUCCCCCGACCCAGCAGUUGUACGACUCAUGUGACGAUUGUCUGUCCACGGUGGGGGGUCACGGGGGUAAGAUGCAUCGCAUGCCUCCUAACCUCCAGGAUCAGUUUGAAAAGCAGCUUCCCUUCCACCCUGACGGGUUCCACACCCUGCAGUACCAGAGGAGCGCCAGCGGGGCGGAACAGCGCGGCGAGAGCCCCUCCCGUAUCCGCCACCUGGUUCACUCAGUCCAGAAACUCUUCGCCAAGUCCCACUCCCUCGAGGCGCCGUCGAAGAGGGACUACAAUGGCACACGAGGAGGAGGAGGAGGGGAUUACCGGGAAAGAGGAGGAGGGGGGCCCAGGAGCGGAGGAGAGGACGGUGGCGGGCAUAAUAAUUCGGGCCACCAAUCCCGCUCGGCGAGGCGCAGCAAGUCCCGCGAGCGCUCCAAGAGCGGGGAUGGGCGCCACGAAUCCUCCAGCAGGCGGCACAGGAGCCGAACCGCGGGGUGGUGGAGCUCCGACGACAACCUCGAUAGUGACAGCAGCUUCUUGGUAACCGGGGGCAACACCGGGCCAGGUGGUCGAGGUGGCAGGCGAGGCGGACACCCCACGGGCCACGAGAGUCUGGACGCUGCCAUCCAGGAGCUGACCAUGAAGAAACUGCCCAGACAGGGGAGUGUACCACCAGGGCCCGGGCCGGGGGAGUGCAUGGCCUGUACCACUCUGGCCCUGGCAGGGGGGGAGGGUGGCGGAGGGGGAGUGGCAGGGUACCAUGGAGGGCCAGGGCAACACUCUCUGAAGAGGAGCACGUGGUCGGCCAUGACGGUCAGCCAGGCUAGAGAGGUGUACCCAUCGUCUGUUCGGGGAGGAGGAGGAGGAGGAGGAGGAGGAGGAGGAGGCUAUGACAAGGCCUUGGUACCUCUGGAGAACAAACUGAAGGAGAGGACCUUUCACUACCUACAGGUCCCGUCAGACGGGGUGGAGUGGGGUGGUCCUGACGGAGGGGGAGAGAUCCCCUGCAGACGCAUGCGUAGUGGCAGUUACGUCAAGGCCAUGGGAGACGACGAUAGUCAGGACUCUGACGCCAGUCCUAAAACCUCUCCUAAAACCACCAUCAUCGCCCAGAGAGAGGCCUUCAGACGCUCUGUCAGCAUGGACCACAGGUCAUCUGCCACCAAGUACUCAUGUAAGCAGUGUGUAGAUUCUACUCUUCCCUAUGCUAACAGCCGAACCAAGCCCAAAAGUCACGCCCGCUCCCGGAGCUACACUCGUUCUUUAACCAGCUCACAGCUGGGUGACUCUCUGAAUCGUCAGUUUGAGGCGGUGUGUGAGACCAUGUUUGGAGAGAUUGAGAGUCAAGCGGUGGAAGCCUUGGAUCUACCUGGAUGCUUCCGGACCCGUUCCCAUAGUUACGUCCGCGCCAUCCAGGCCGGCUGUUCCCAAGACGAUGACUGCCUGUCCGUCUUCUCCAUAUCGGGACCCCAGGGUAGCAUCAAGGGAGGGGCCAUUUUCCCAUACCGUAAGGGUGGCCCUCCCCCACUCCCUCCUCGUAUGUCCAAGCCUAUCAUCUCUGUGAGGGCUCAGAGUAGUACAGAGUCUACCCAGGAUACCUACUUCCAGAACACAGGCCAGCCUGCCCUGGGACGACCCAGGCAACACCAUAGCCACUCCGUCGACCUGGGAAUCACUGAUGUUGUGGUGUCUGGUCAGACCUCCAGGGGAUCCAGGGAAGGAGGAUACUACACAGGACCAGGACAAGGCCGCUCCCGCCAGCACUCCAACUCAGCCGAGAGUCUGGACGGGGUCCUCCGGGGCGGGCGUGAGAUGAUGCCCUAUGGAGGAGGAGGACAAGGACCCAUCAGAGUCAAACAUAGUGGCUCCGCGGAUAGUCUCCUGGAGGGGCCCAGGGGAAGGGAGAGAGGAGAGAGGGAUAUGAGGCGGGCAGGGGGGAGUCUGUGGAAGUCUGCCUCCCUCCCACAGAACAGUAUGGUGCUGAGUAAGAUGGGAGGAGGAGGAGGAAGAGGAGGACAGGAGGAGAACAAGACGGAGGGAAGAGGAAGGAAUUGGAGGCCUUCUAUCGCUGUACAGGUGGACAGCCCGGGGACCCUGACAGACUCGGACGUGGAGAGCAAGGCUCUGAGAGAGGUUCACUCUAUAGGAGUGCAGGUGGAGGAAGACAAGAGGCGUGCUCGGUUCAAGCGCUCCAACAGCGUGACGGCCGGCGUCCAGGCAGACCUGGAUCCAGAGGGGGGUUACCCAGGCCUCACCUUCGCUGUUCCUACCCAGGAUAAGAGUCCCCAGUUUGGCUGCUCCUUCCAGAGACACUCCUCAGAGCCAGAGUCAGCCGACCAGUACGCAGAGUACCACCGCACGGUGCACACCCAGGGCCAGUGGACCUACAGAGAAGACUAUGUCCAGGAUGGUUACACUACAGACAACCACCAGAUCCCACCGCUGCCCCCGCGGGCCCACUCCCCCCUACCCCUCGCUGCAGACCGUGGAGGCUGGACAGGUACACCCCAGCCCUCGCUGGAGGGGGGCCCUCGGAGUCUGCCUGACUCUGGUCGCGCCUCGCCCUGUCUGAGAGACGGAGAGUUUUUCCUACGCCUCCUUCAGAUGGAGGUGGAGAGGAUGGAGGGAUGGUGUCAGAACAUGGAGAGAGAGGCGGAGGAGAACGAGCUGCCGGAGGAGGUCCUGGAGCUGAUCCGUAACGCGGUGGGCAGUGCCCAGAUGCUCAUGUCUCAGAAGGUCCAGCAGUUCUUCCGUCUGUGCCAGCAAAGCGUGGACCCCUCAGCAUACCCCCAGCCCACCUCUCAGGACCUUUCCGGGCUCUGGGACCUGCUCCAGCUCAACAUGGAAGACGUCAGGGUCAAGUUCCAGCACCUCCAGAGGCUCAAGGACUCCGGCUGGAGGCUUCCCCCAGACAAGAAGGAUGACAAGAAGCUUCCUCCCCCACUACCAAAGAAGCCAGCUGGGGGGGUGAGCGGCAGUCUCCGUGCCGACAGUGUCAACGACCUCUCAGUGGAACGAGGGGUAGGAGGAGGCGGAGGGGUGCUGGUGAUGGCCCGUAGCGGGGGUGUGGGACGGGCCGUGCCUAUCCGGGAGAAGUCCUUAGACCUGGGGGACAGACAGAGGACUGAGGCACGCAGGAGACUGCUCCAGACCAAGAGGUCCUCUUCCUUCAGACAGAACUCAGCCACGGAGAGCGCCGACAGCAUCGAGAUUUACAUCCCAGAGGCUCAGACCCGGCUCUGAACAUGGAGAUACAGCCCUUUAUCCCAGUGAACAGAACCGACCCGACGCCUGGGACAGCCUAAAUAUAGAGAUAUAGCUAGCUAUCCCACCCUAGAACGACCACAACCAUUAAGAUCUACAUCCCGGAGGCUCAGACCCGGUUCUGAACACUGGAACCAACUAAACGUGGAGAUACAACCUAUUUUCCGAGGAUCCUAGAUCAACCAAUACUCUAACAAGUCCCAUGCACUG
Molecule: messenger RNA, 4060 nt
Organism: Oncorhynchus keta (chum salmon)
Lineage: Eukaryota; Metazoa; Chordata; Actinopteri; Salmoniformes; Salmonidae
Product: disks large-associated protein 3-like
Exons: 14
Coding region: 365-3829 (1154 amino acids)
Biological process (GO): signaling
Cellular component (GO): postsynaptic specialization; glutamatergic synapse
Molecular function (GO): molecular adaptor activity
Source: RefSeq, a predicted model, not a curated record